Messenger RNA from Staurois parvus, 350 nucleotides. Lineage: Eukaryota; Metazoa; Chordata; Amphibia; Anura; Ranidae. The record is from the annotation of a GenBank genome assembly.
GGAUUGUCUGGCUCGAAAGUGGGCAUCGGGUCACCAGGUAUGACAGCGGGCAAUGGGUCACCAGGCAUCAGGUCAUUUGGCUUGCCAGCGGGCACCGCGUCAUCUGGCAAGGCAGUGGGCACUGGGUCACCAGGCAUUGGAUCGUCUGGCUCGACAGCGGGCAUCGGGUCAACUGGCCUAAUAGGAUCAUCAGGCUGGAUCAGUUCAUCAGGCUGGAGGCAUCAGGCUGAGUAGAGGCAUCAGGCUGAAUAGAGGCAUCAGGCUGGGUACAGGCAUCAGGCUGGGUACAGGCAUCAGGCUGGGUACAGGCAUACAGGCAUCCAGGUACAGACCUCAGGCUGAAGUGCGGG